AUGGAGCAAGCAUUUCUUCGAUUGGAGCAAGGUGAAAGGAGUGUUAGGGAGUACGAAUCAGAAUUUCUCAAGCUCAGUCGAUACAUCUACUACGAGGACGGAGAUCAAGCGGUGUUAGUUCGUAAGUUCUUACGAGGUCUUAAGCCAGAGAUCGGGAGUUGUCUACAAGCCGUCAACUUUGUGAGUUUGUUCGAGUUAAUAGAGAAAGCAGUCAACGUGGAGGAGAUGGUAGCAGCUGAAUGUGAACCAACCAUUGGAUCAAACCCCAAACCUCAGAGCAGUCAGUCCAAGGAUGAUAAGUUGCGAACCAACCAGAAGAAAGGAAGAAAGGGUCAGUUCAAACGACAUGGAAAGAAGCCGAAGGCACAGGUGACAUGCUACAAUUGUGGUCAGUUGGGACAUUACUCUCGUGAAUGCACCAACUCAACGGCUGAGAAGACGGAUUGGAAGGCAUCGGUUACUUGCUACAGCUGUGGAGAGAAAGGUCAUUUUGCCAACGAGUGUACUGUGAACCGUCCAGGACAGGGAAGAGGAUCGUCUGCGCGUACCCAACCAAACCGACCGACCAGAGAACACCCAGCCGGGCGUCCUGCAUCCGAAGGGAGAGUCUAUGCCUUGGAGAUGGAGGAAACUCCAUCUAGUGCUCCGGGACCGUCGAGAGGUCCUGUGACAGGAUCAUUGUUGGUUGGUGGAACCCCUGCUGUUGUUUUGUUUGAUUCGGGAGCCACCCAUAAUUUUCUGAACCCAGUAGUAGCCUCUAGAUUUGUAGGAACCCUUGUGACCCGUGAUAUUGAUAUCUCGGUGUUAACCCCUGGAGGCCAAACCUUGAAAGCUGAAAAGGUGUUGUUGGAUGUGCCUAUUGUGCUUUUACACGCAACCCUUUUAGCCAACCUAGUGGUCAUGCCCUUAGAAGAUUUCGAGGUUAUUUUAGGAAUGGAUUGGCUGUCAAGGCAUCGGGCGUGGCUGGACUGUGCAAGAGGAAGAGUUUUCUUUGAAGACGACCAUCAAGGAGUAUUGGCGUAUUAUGGGAUCAAGCCUAGCGUCUCAGCAACGUUCGUCACAGCAAUGAGAGCAGAGAGAGCCUUAGUGGACGGCGAGGUCUACUUGGUAUCGCUUACGUACAUCGGAGAGGAGACAGGAAAGGAAUUGAGAAUGGAAGACAUUCCAGUGGUCCAAGAGUUUAAAGACGUGUUUCGGGCGUUAACGGAGUUACCACCACCUCGGAGUAACCCGUUCACCAUCAACUUAGAACUGAGCGCUGCACCUAUCGCCAAGGCACCUUACCGCAUGGCACCAGCAGAGUUAGCAGAGCUCAAGAAGCAGUUGGAGGAUUUACUAGACAAAGGUUUCAUCAGACCGAGUUCUUCACCUUGGGGAGCUCCGGUUUUGUUCAUCGACGACAUACUCAUCUACUCACGGAGCGAGGAGGAGCACAAGGAGCAUCUGAGGAUGGUACUUGAGAGACUAAGAGACCGGAAGUUGUUUGCUAAGCUCAGCAAGUGUCGAUUCUGGAAGAGCGAGAUUGGUUUCUUAGGUCAUAGAGUUUCCAAGGAAGGAGUUUCGGUGGAUCCAGAGAAGAUUGAAGUCAUUCAGAAGUGGCCUUGUCCAACCUUAGUAACGGAGAUCAGAAGAUUCCCCGGAUUGGCAGGCUAUUACCAAAAGUUCCUGCAAGCUUUCUCAUCAAUCGCAAAACCUUUGACAUGA
Messenger RNA from Brassica rapa (field mustard), 1704 nucleotides. RefSeq lists its product as uncharacterized. Lineage: Eukaryota; Viridiplantae; Streptophyta; Magnoliopsida; Brassicales; Brassicaceae. Gene Ontology annotation, molecular function: nucleic acid binding; zinc ion binding. The record is from RefSeq and is a predicted model, not a curated record.